UUCCAAACGUACACUUGACAUUUCCUCAAUACUCAACACCAAAGAACAAAUCUUAGUUCAUUUUCUUUUUUAAAAAUGGCAAAAUUAGGAUUUCUUGCUCUUCUAAUUUUCAUCAUAUCCCUUCAUCAAAUGUCAAUGAGCACUUUAGCCCAAAACUGUGGAUGUGCGCAGGGACUGUGCUGUAGCCAGUGGGGGUACUGCGGCAGCACCGACGAUUAUUGCGGCACGGGGUGCAAGGGAGGCCCGUGCCACUCCACCGGAGUGGCGGGCGUGGUUACGGAUGCGUUUUUCAAUGGGAUAGCGAAUCAGGCUGCUUCGAGCUGUGAGGGGAAGGGGUUCUACACCAGGGCUGCGUUUCUUGAAGCCAUCAAGCAGUACCCUCAGUUUGGAACGGUCGGGUCAUCAGAUGAUUCUAAGAGGGAAAUUGCUGCCUUUUUUGCCCAUGUUACUCAUGAAACUGGACACUUGUGCUACAUUAACGAGAUAAACGGUGCAAGCAGAAACUACUGCGACAACACCAACACACAAUACCCAUGCGUCCAAGGCAAGGCCUACUACGGCCGUGGCCCCAUCCAACUCUCCUGGAACUUCAACUACGGCCCCGCUGGGAGGAGCCUCGGGUUCGACGGCCUCAACAACCCCGACAUUGUCGCCACUAAUUCCGUCGUCUCCUUCAAGACCGCCUUGUGGUUUUGGAUGAACAACUGCCACUCCAUCAUCACCACCGGCCAGGGUUUCGGCCCCACCAUCCGCGCCAUCAACGGUAAGCUCGAGUGCGAUGGCGCGAACCAGCAGACGGUUACCAAGAGGGUUGGGUACUACACACAGUAUUGCCAGCAACUUGGUGUCGACCCCGGGACUAACCUCAGAUGCUAGUGGAUGGCUGCUGGCUGGUCGAUCGGUUAAUCAAACUAUCAAUAUGUUAUUUUUUAAAAAUGGUAUAAACACACACAUACAUGUAUUCUAUGUUUACUGUAAUGUAAUAAUGUUUUCAUAUUUGAAUUGAAACUUGAAAUAAGACAUUCUCCAAAGGUCUGGUGAAGUGGUGACCCCAUUUUACAUUAUGGAGUACUUCGUAUUAUAGAAAAAAUUAAUCAAAAGACCAAAGUAUACAUAAAGUUCAAAAAUAGGAUUAAGUAUAUUUUGUUUUCUAAAUAGGACUUAGUGUAUGCUAGAAAUGAACGAACAAGUGAGAUUUCAUUUAUCUAUUAUUCAUCCCCUGAUUACAAAAUGUGAGAAUGCAUACAUAUAUACACGUUCGAGCAAUGCUAAGCUAAUAUAUGAGCCCUUAGCCCAAAU
Molecule: messenger RNA, 1299 nt
Organism: Cuscuta epithymum
Lineage: Eukaryota; Viridiplantae; Streptophyta; Magnoliopsida; Solanales; Convolvulaceae
Source: the annotation of a GenBank genome assembly